CUGAGCCUCUCGAAGCCCCCACUGCGGGACGAGGUGAAGCUCGACGCCGGGCCUUCCCUGUCCCCGCGAUGCUCAACAGUGGGCGAUCGAUGAUGGAUGACAGUCACUAUUUCCAGAUUUUGCUCAGCCCGAGCACAUGAGAAACGCAAACGAUCAGAAUCUGAGUCGAUCUGAGCUGAGCUUAGCAGAGCAGAGCAGAGCAGAAGAGAAAAGGCAGUCCUUAGAUCCAGUGUGCUGGAUUCGAGCACCGCAUUCUUCCAAUUACACAACGCAAACCGAAUCUUCGUCUUCCGUUCGAGCCCAGUUACAGGAGGGAGUUGUCGGUCUGCGGAUACGGGAACGAGCUAAAUUAUCGUCGAAUUUUCAGAGCCCUCGAUUAUUAUAUCAUAAAUUAUAAGCUCACGUCACUGCAGAUCUCGCCCGAGGUGCAACUGGUGGACGGACGCUUUGCAAGGCUGCUUCUUUGACUUUCGACUCGGUCCAUGAAACUAUUGCUCCAGGCCUGAGAAGUCCGGUCGAAGAGCGCGUGCACUCUCCCCGUAAUCACCGUCCACACGCAGCAAACGGGUCGUCAGGGCGGUGGCGAGCCCGAGUCGCAGUCGAGUAGCUUGCAAAGUUGAAUUGGCAAUUUGCGCUAAUCACAUGGACGAACACCGAUGAAUAGGGGAGAAGAGAAGCGAAGGCAUCGGAGGUACAAGGUCCCGGCCGACGAUCAUUCGACAGGCCAGGAAUGAUCUCGCCAGUGGCGUGUCGCUGACAGGCCGAUCCUCAAGACGGAUUGAAAGCAUGAAGAAAAGGAAAGCAAAGGGAAUCGAAGGGCGAGGGAGGAGGGCCGAGAACGAGGGAUGGAUAGGGGGGCAAGAACACGCGUUGGGUGCUGUUUCUCGAUCUGCCUUCCGACCCCGACCCGCAGGAACCGCUCCAUCUCAAAGCGAGCUAGCAGUGACAGCUGGCGCACAGCCCAGUGGGCGCUCUCGAGGCCUGUAGUGCCACGUCGAUGGCCGAGAAGCGGAACUGCCUGUUGUAGGGUGAGGUGAACGGUAGGGCAUCCUCCCAAAAGAGCUUAACUGUCAUCCCCGCCAAUGUUGACGUGUCCCAAACUGCCAAUAGCGUGCAGAGUCGAAGACCCCCGCGCUGCCAGAUCGGCCUCCCCCCGGCCGCGAAGCGUGGACGUGUAUCGGGUGGGAGCGAGACGGAUGGAUGGAUGGAUGGAGUUCGGCAUUAUCAUCUCCCGUAGUCACGGCGCUGCGGAGAAGCGCGAGCGACCGACGGAACGGAGGACACGCGGGAGCCUGUGGGAGGGACUCGCGCUCGCCGGUGGCCGGUGGUCGGGGGUGCUGUGUGCUGCGAGUGGAGUACGAAGAGAGCCAUGGAACCGACGACGACGACGACGACGGCGAGGACGAGGAGCAGGAGGAGCAGGAGGAGGAGGAGUUCUCUUAAAGGAACGCGCUGGGACGACCCUCCGCGGAGCCGCAGCCUGUCCCUCCCUUCCUCGAGUGCAGUCCGCGGAGCAGCCGCCGACGGAACGGGACACGCUAGAAGGCCCUUCUCCUUCCCCUGAACGGGACCGGACGGGCUGGCCCGACUGAGUCGGAUGGAAAGAAGACCGGCGACGCCAGCGAACCCUCCCGGCAAACCGAGCGAGAGCAGCCCGCGUGGUGAGGCCCAGUCUACUCGCCCGGUCGCCCGGUCGCUCGCUCGGCCUGCCUGCCUGCCUGCCUGCAAGGGUCAGGCGGACACGGUGGCCCGGUGCUUGGGGGUGCGGGGAAGGGGUUCGUUCAUCCGCGAGCGAAACGCGAUGUUUGCGCUGCGGAGCUCUGGCGAGGAGAGGGGAACGGAACGCCGGUGUGGGGCGCGCUCGGCUGACGACGGUUGGCACAAACGAGCAAGGAUGGGCUGGCGUCCACGCCGGCGACUGAUGCCCCUUUGCGCUGAAGCGAGGGAGGGAGGGAGGGAGGGGAGGGGCAGCGCGAGACACAGGGGCGGGGGGCCGGAGGGACGGCGGGAGGGCGGGGGGCAGGAGGGAAGAGCAUUUGAGUAAUGUGUACGCCUGGGGAUGGUGUGGGAGGAUUUAGCGCGGAUCGAUGGCGCAUGGGGGAGGGGGAGACUGGAGCUCUGCCGCAGGCCGAUGAUGGCGGGGUGGCGCUGCUGAUGAGUAUAUACAACUCCUACAGUCCCCGGGUCAGAUCUCCUUAUUAGCUCAUAUUCGCCCCACAUCUCUCCUUCUCUCCCUCCCCCUUGCUCUCUCCUCUUCUCUCUUUUUGCUGCGG
Molecule: messenger RNA, 2273 nt
Organism: Marchantia polymorpha subsp. ruderalis
Lineage: Eukaryota; Viridiplantae; Streptophyta; Marchantiopsida; Marchantiales; Marchantiaceae
Source: the annotation of a GenBank genome assembly